GACUGUCGAGUCAACACACCUGACAGGUACUCGCUCGUCGACGACACCGAAGUUAGGGUUAGCAUUUGGCAAAGCAAGAAUAUAUCAAAUAGGUAACCUCAAGAUACCUCAAAAUGGAAAUCGGCGAGGUGAGGGUGGCGGAAGAUGCCGAUUUCAGAAAACUUCAAACGAUGUGUGACGAUCAUUCUGACUGGAAACUAGAAAUCAAUAAACAGAGCACGACGGUGUGGACGAAAACAAACGAUGUGUCAAAUUUCAAAAUGGUUAAGGUUCGCACAAUAUUUGACGACAUUGAUGCCUCAACAUUGUAUGAUGUCCUUCACGAUCCACUGUACAGGAAGACUUGGGAUCAAACAAUGCUGGAAGGCUACGAGAUCUGCGUCAUUAACCCUUUCAAUGACAUUGGCUACUAUGCAAUUCGGUGCCCCCCUCCAGUGAGGAACCGAGACUUUGUAACCCAACGGUCGUGGCUGGACACUGGUGCAGAGCUGUAUAUCUUCAACCAUUCCGUCAACCAUGAGAAAUGCCCACCAAGAAAAGGUUUCAUCCGAGGUAUUUCAUAUUUCACGGGUUACAUGAUUCGUAAGCUGGAUAACGACAGAUGUCAGCUGACCUACAUCUCCCAGUCAGAUCCUAAAGGCAAGCUGCCAUCCUGGGCUGUGAACAAGCUGACACACAUGCUGGCCCCAAAGGUUGUGAGCCGGAUCUACAAAGCUUGUAAGAAAUAUAAAGACUGGAAGAGCAAGAACAACCCUCACUUCAAACCUUGGCUCAACGCUGAGCAGAUGAUGAGUAAUUUGCCCCGUCUUGACCCUGCCGCCAUCAAGCCCAUCAAUGCCGGUAUUUCCCAGGAGUCUCUUGAUGAGGAAGAAGACAUAAACGAGGAAGAUAUACGAAUGGAAGAUUUUUAGCUUUAGUUGUAGUCAGAGUGUUGUAUUAUAUCAAUGACUGGGACCAAGGGUAAAUCUGAGGGACAAUAUCACCAACAUCUUGUAAACUGGUAUGCGUUGUCUAUAAAAUAUGGACAGUUGCCUUGUUUACUGUUUACAGACACUGGCCUGGUCUAAACCACAGACAACAGGCAUCUGCUGAUGACAUAUAAGAUCAAUGACCAAUUCCAAGAAGAGAAAAUAUGAAGCAAAUUUUAGCAGAACCUAAUAUUUAGGGCAUGUUAAAGGUUGAAUACUCACUUCUUGGCGGGUCUUGAUUUCAAUAGUGAUGUUUUACAUUUUACUGAUCAAGAUCUGAUCUGAUCUGCUUUUGUUGGCAUAUGCUGUUGUCUGAAGAUCCUAAGUGACAAUGACACCUGUCAUCAUUAUUGGCACCUGUCAUUGUCUGUGAAGAUCCUAAGUGACAAUGGCACCUGUCAUCAUUAUUGGCACCUGUCAUUGUCCAUGAAGAUCCUGAGUGACAAUGGCACCUGUCAUCAUUAUUGGCACCUGUCAUUGUCCAUGAAGAUCCUGAGUGACAAUGGCACCUGUCAUCAAUACUGGCACCUGUCAUUGUCCAUGGAGAUCCUGAGUGACAAUGGCACCUGUCAUCAUUAUUGGCACCUGUCAUUGUCCAUGAAGAUCCUAAGUGACAAUGGCACCUGUCGUCAUUAUUGGCACCUGUCAUUGUCCAUGAAGAUCCUGAGUGACAAUGGCACCUGUCAUCAUUAUUGGCACCUGUCAUUGUCCAUGAAGAUCCUGAGUGACAAUGGUACCUGUCAUCAAUACUGGCACCUGUCAUUGUCUGUGAAGAUCCUAAGUGACAAUGGCACCUGUCAUCAUUAUUGGCACCUGUCAUUGUCCAUGAAGAUCCUAGGUGACAAUGGCACCUGUCAUUGUCCAUGAAGAUCCUGAGUGACAAUGGUACCUGUCAUCAUUAUUGGCAUCUGUCAUUGUAUGUGAAGAUCCUGAGUGACAAUGGCACCUGUCAUCAUUAUUGGCACCUGUCAUUGUCUGUGUAGACCAGGGUAGGUUCAACAUGCUGUCUGUUUUCUUCUCUCUCUAUAGUUCUCCUACUUUCAUAGCAAUAAGGGGGAAAGGUUUGGGUUGUAGAAUAUGUUUUAAAGAGUUAUCACAUGACAUACCAUAGUUCAGAAAUUGAUAAUCCUUGGGUUUCUUUAAUAUUAUCCAAAAGGUUGGUUUUCUCAAGGAAAGCUACAAGAAGAUGCUGAACAUCUAGCUACUAAACAUUAUUUUGGUUCUCAGGCAGUGGCAAAAGCACCCACAUAAAUAAACCUUUUUACUCUAAUUAACACACAUUUGCUAAUUAGGUCACCUUACUGUAAACACUAAUCAUUCUUUAGUCAUUGCCUGAGAAUCAUUUUUUUUUAAUUCAAAUGUAUAAUAGAUUAUAUACCAUGCACUUAAAUUAAGUGAAAAUUCAAAUUUUAUUUGUCAAAUUUUCAUAGGGAUUUUUAAUAGGGACACACCAUUUAAUAUUUUGGGAGCGCUGCCUUUGUUAGCAACAAGCUAUUUGUGUGGUCACUGCUUCGGAAGACUCAAUUAUUUUCUUUGAAAAGGGGAGCUGAAAAAGUUAAUUCUUUUUUUUCAGGACAUCAGCAUGGAUCUAUUUUGGGUGGUAAAGCCUGGGGACAAAUUAUUGUCUGGAACAAAUUAUUAUUUGAUAAGAAUUCAGAGGCUCCUCCAGAAUAUGAAAUGGUUGGUCCCUUUGAGACCACUAGAGAAAAUAUUUUCCUCAUCCACAAGUAUUAAAUCAUGUUUUCAUUUAGAUGUGAAUCUAUGGAAAAUGUAAUAUUACAUAUAUUGAUGUAAACAAAAAUAGUUGUUUACGUGCAUGACAGAAGGUCAUGAAAUGGGUUAUAAAUGGACUUCUGUUUUGAAUUCAAUGCCAGCUUUGGUGAAAGAGUUUUGUUAUAACCUCCCAGUUGCUUGUUAGGAGUAUUCUCUGUCUUCUCUACAAUGUACAUGUAUCCACCAGGGAUACGCCUCGUGACGUGAUCUUAACGCUACGAUCAGCGUAAGUUUAACUUUGGGAGUAGCUUCGGUCGUAGUGCUAAGAUCACUUUAUGGACAAGGCCCAGGUCAUAUUGGGUUGGACAAAGUUUAUUAUAGCUGUUUAUCAUCUAAAAAAUGCCAUGUCAUCAGAAAAUAAGUGCUGUGUCAGCACAAAAAAGGCUUUGUCAUGAUAGUGUACUUGCCUUUUCAUUGUUAUUUACAGAUAAAUGUCAGCAGUAUACUUAGGCGUGUGGGUUACACCGAAGUGGUAAACGUCAAUGACCUGCACCACUUUAGGCUUCCUCGCGAAUUACGAUGACAUGCUGUAUGUUUGAAGAGAAUUUAAACCCAAUUCACUCACUAAGUCAUAGAGAAAGAGAAUUUCUUUCGCCAUACAAAACAACUAUAUAUUAAUGUUCUUAGCAGAUUACUUUAGACUAUGUAUGUUGUAUUAACCUAUCUACUGUCUCAGUCCAUUGUUUCUUUCAACUGUCUCAGUACAGCGUUUCUUUCAACUGUCCUAGACAGAUAGUAUUUAUCAAGACUUUACACCUGCCUCUUGUAAAUGUAUACCAAUUAAUAUUUAUCUGUUAGAGCCUAUUUAGGCCUAUUUGAGCCUACUUGAGUCCCAGGAAUUAUUCUGUUGUAGAAAGCCCCUGACUGAAGGUAUACAUAUUUUUGUAUGUGAGGUUAUACGUGUAAGGACGUUUCAUAUUGUGUAUUUUGCUGCCUUUUAUGCAGCUUUAAAAAUCAACAUUUGUUUACAUGUAUGUGAGUUGGUGUCUAUUAUGACUCAACUUUUGAUGCGUUUUGCAUUAACAUUUCAGAUCACAAUUGUUUCCUUGGAAUGAAUACAAACUGGAGGUGUCUAUUGUGUGCAUGGGUUGACAGUGUAUAGUGUUAUGAAUAAUAUCUUUAAGUGGCAUUUAAGAAGCUGUAGUAUCAGUGAAGAUGCAAUCUCAUUAAAUUCAGAUCUUAGUUUUCGCUACCGCUAAACAAAGAUUUGAGGACAUCUCAUUACGGGUCACUUCAGAACAACCUUUCGCAAAUUUUG
Messenger RNA from Haliotis rufescens (red abalone), 3999 nucleotides. Its product is annotated as START domain-containing protein 10-like. The transcript has 6 exons. Gene Ontology annotation, molecular function: lipid binding. The record is from RefSeq and is a predicted model, not a curated record. NCBI's taxonomy places the organism in Eukaryota, Metazoa, Mollusca, Gastropoda, Lepetellida, Haliotidae. The coding region runs from base 114 to 911 and encodes 265 amino acids.